AUGACCGAGCCAGCGACCAAGGUCGAGGGAUUGCCCAAAUUUUCCCGGCACAUCACCACCCACAAUGCAGAUGGCGUAGCAAUAUUCGCAACUGCUGACCCUUCCGACCCAAGCUCUUCUGCUGCAGGGUCCAUAUCCCCAGAUCCUACGUGGUCGAAUUUUCCGACUUCUGGAUUCGGCCUCGCAUACGCAACGGACACGAUCCCAGCCAACUUCAACGGCAAUUCUGAUUUGGACGCCUACAACGGGUACCUGCAGAAACACCCAGGCAUCACCAUCAAAGGUGGAUCAGUGUGCCGGGUUGUUGACAUGGGUCCCGGCGCGACGUCGCCCAUGCAUCGCACCGUCUCGAUCGACUACGGUGUCGUGCUGGAGGGUGAGGUGGAAUUGGAGCUGGACUCGGGCGAGAAGAGGCGUCUUACAAGAGGAGACAUCUUUGUCCAGCGAGGGACGAUGCACAUGUGGAGGAACCCCAGUGAUUCCAGGCCAGUCAGGCUGCUGGCGAUCCAGCUGGACAGCAAGGAAGUUGAGAUAGAUGGCAAAGGAGCCUUGACUGAACAGUUUCUGUGA
Messenger RNA from Fonsecaea erecta, 570 nucleotides. RefSeq lists its product as hypothetical. The transcript has a single exon. The record is from RefSeq and is a predicted model, not a curated record. NCBI's taxonomy places the organism in Eukaryota, Fungi, Ascomycota, Eurotiomycetes, Chaetothyriales, Herpotrichiellaceae. Bases 1 to 570 code for a protein of 189 amino acids.